CUGUUCUGCCACAUACAGUAUGGCGGACGUAUCGCAGCAACGGCUCAACCCAUGUCCGUUGUCAACACCGUCAAAGUAUUAUCUAUUUAUACUUGUCUAUGGGUGAGAGGAGGCGUGUUAUCGGCUGAAGACAGCAGGGUGAGAAACACCAGCUCGUUAAGUGGCGUAACUGGAAUCAGAUGGGCAACACAAGCGACAGGGUGUCUGCAGACCGCCAUGGGGCUAAAGCUCACCGUUCAGACAGCGGCGGGGGUCACAAGGACCUUGAACCCAGCAGCAAGAUGGUGGACAGCACGGAUGACCCCAACAUCUUCAACACGCACGGCCUGGAGUCUAAGGUGUUGGGUGAGAAAGAAUUCACCCCAGAUCUGGACGACCUCGUGAAAACUGUUCCUCAGGCUCGUCCCACAGUUAUCCGAUGGGCUGGAGGAGGGAAGGAGGUCUACAUUGCGGGCUCCUUUAAUAACUGGAGCAAUAAGAUACCGCUCAAUAAAAGCCACAGUGACUUUGUGGCAAUCCUGGACUUGCCUGAAGGUGAGCACCAGUACAAGUUUUUCGUCGACGGGCAAUGGGUACACGAUCCCUCAGAGCCAGUGGUGACAAGCCAGCUCGGCACCAUCAACAACCUGAUCCAAGUGAAGAAGUCCGACUUUGAGGUCUUUGAUGCGCUGCAGGUGGACUCUCUGGAGUGCUCCGACACAUCGGAUCUCUCCAGCUCACCCCCUGGCCCGUACGGGCAGAGUCAAUACGUGUUCCGACCUGAGGGGCAUUUCAAAGCUCCGCCCAUACUCCCCCCUCACCUUCUUCAGGUCAUACUCAACAAGGACACGAAUAUUUCAUGUGACCCCGCCCUGCUUCCUGAACCGAACCACGUGAUGCUGAACCAUCUCUACGCACUCUCUAUCAAGGAUGGCGUCAUGGUGCUGAGUGCCACUCACCGAUACAAGAAGAAAUAUGUGACCUCGCUGCUCUACAAGCCCAUCUAAUCUUCGCAUCCGCCGCUGCCAUGCGAGCGCUCCGGGAUUGCAGCGAGUUGGUUUUCUCGACACUUUGCGCCAAAGUCACUUGAAACACGUUUACGGCUUUUAUGCUAUGGCCUCGUGGCUACAUUUAGGGCUAUCAAAUACAGCAUGUAGCGACGUGCACUCGCAGGUUGACGACGACUGCGUUGCGGCAUUGACUGAAUCACUGCGCGCGUUUGUGUGUGUGUGUGUGUGUGUAUCUUGAAUGUUUUGCUGCACGUUGUGAUCAUUUGCAUGUCAGUGCUUUUAAAUCGGGUUUGGCAGAAAAAAAAUCCUGCUCACUGAUUCAUUUAACUUUUUUUGUUCUCCGAAAGCAAUAUAUAAUGAAUAAAAUCAUUUAGGUUUUUUUUUUUUGGUCCGUUAAUGCUGACGACAACAGAAAUUUGAAUUACAGGCAGAAGAUUUGACUUUAAGAAUUUCACAUAAAAAAAAAAAUCAAAUACAAAACUGCCUUUUAGCGUGAAAUCACAUUUCUCGACGCCAUUAUUUUCUUUGACAGGAAGUGAUGACUUCUGAAUAGCUUUUGACUGUUUUAGGAGAGCGUAAGGUUGUGUCUGCAGCCCCUUCAAGUCACUCUCUUGAGUUGGGAUUGCUCCAAUAAAAAGUGCAAUAGGAGGAGGAGGAUGUUAUGGGUUUCACAGUGACACCAGUUCAGUAUUCCCGUUUAGAUUUACUGUACAUGGAAUGUUUUUCUGUUCUGUUCUUUGAUGAUGUGUAGCAUGUUUGUUUGUUUGAGGUGACCUUCAGAAAUAUCUUUUAUCUAUGCAGUUGGUGUGCGUUUCAUGUAUUUAUUCAACCAGGCGACAGUGUUAAUGUGUGCCUUCGCCUACAGCGGCAUACGAAUCGCAGAAAAACUUGAAUUUGACAGCCAUUUUAUGGAUGUUUCGAAAUGCUUUGCGGUUUGGGGGAGAAAGUUGUUUUUGCACAAGGUUGUUUUUGUUAAAAAGACAAAAAGGAAAAUAAAUAAAAAAGGACUAACUUUUAUUACCUUUA
This is a messenger RNA of Hippocampus zosterae (dwarf seahorse), 2015 nucleotides long. It is a transcript of the gene prkab2, whose product is annotated as protein kinase, AMP-activated, beta 2 non-catalytic subunit. The record is from RefSeq and is a predicted model, not a curated record. The transcript is spliced from 8 exons. Gene Ontology annotation, biological process: signal transduction. Gene Ontology annotation, molecular function: protein kinase binding. Gene Ontology annotation, cellular component: cytoplasm; nucleotide-activated protein kinase complex; nucleus. The coding region runs from base 180 to 986 and encodes 268 amino acids. Lineage: Eukaryota; Metazoa; Chordata; Actinopteri; Syngnathiformes; Syngnathidae.